CGUGAUCAGUAACGAGAACCGCAGCGGCUACGAGACGCUGUGGUCAUCGUCGUGAAAGAAAUAGAAGACGAUCGUGCAAAAGAGAGGAAGGAAAGAUAAAAAGAUCAGUGUCGAUAGGGACGAUUCAAGGAUAACAAAAGCUGGUCGUUCUCGACCUCGAGACGGUCUUGCAGGCCGUCCCGAGAAAUGAGCCGCACCGCAACGCAGAGUGCGGUUCGUACGAUGAAGAGAAGCAACGUCCAGAUCGAGAACGUAGCGAGUACGAAGGUAGAAGCAUGCCACCGGUGCUAGGAGGCGCGGCAAUGGCGGUCCUUCCGGUAAGCCCGCAGACGGCCACGCAGGGUAACCCGCACCACCAUCACAAUCAUCACGUACAUCAGGGACAAACGCAAGUUUUACUCGCGGCCGCUGGCGCAACGACGCAGGCACAGCCGCAGCUGCUCUAUCAACCGUAUAAUUUGAUGCCGGCGGGCAACUCUCCCUCCCCCCAAACGGCCUUUCAACACCAUCCUCACCAGCAACAGCAUCAACCGCAGCAGCAACAACAGCAACAUCAGCUUCAUCAUCAUCACCACCAUCACCAUCAACCUCCGAGCCAACAAAGCAACUUUCUGCCGGCAGAUAUUGCUAACGUCGCCACAACGCUUGCAUUGGAGCGGCGAGAAGCGGAAGCUCGGCUGGAGAAGCGUGAACGAGAAAGAGAGGCCAAGAUGGAAAGGGAGAGGCUCGAGAAGCAAAGGGCCGCCGAGCAGGCAGUUCACAAACACUUCGAAGAGUCCCUAAGGCUGGCGCAACAAAAGGUGUCUUAUGCUCCGCAGAGAAACAUACAGGCCGAGGCCAGAGAUCACGUAGCUGCUCAACAAAGAGCCGCCUAUUACGCAGCCACCGCACCUCCGACUCAACAGGUGUCUCGACCCUCGAGCGUGCCUGGCAAAGUCGAUUACCCACCACCGCCAGCGCACUCGAGAACCUCGAAGUCGUCGCUUCCCGUCAGUAGUCUUCACGAGAAACCACCGCCUGUGGUCGGGCCAUCGCACAGCUCUCUGCCGAAGGUGGAGCCUAACGUUGGCCUGUUCAGUUAUUCGACGUAUCAGCCACAGUCAUCGUAUAUGCACGACAUCAAAGUGAAGAGCGACGUAGGGCAGCCGCACAAGUCGUUACCGAGCAAGAGUGGUCUAGCCGGGGGCCUCGAGAGGGAUCAUCACGGGCGGGAGGUUCUGCAAAAUCCUCCGUCGUUGUUACCGGAUCACAAGAGUUCGGUGAUAGUGAAGAACGAAGGCCGGGAGCUACCGAAGGUGGCGGCGUCUCAGCAACACUCGUCAAGUCCGAAGAUUAUGCCGUAUAUGAACGUGCAAUCCGUUCCACCUCAACACAAACCGUACGAGUACAGGAGUCCAACGCAGAGUCCCCACCAUCUACACCAUUUGGACGGUCUACAGACCGCUAAGAGCAUACCUCAAAGUCAUCACAGAAGCAGUAGCGGGUCCACGACCACGACGCAGUUACCCAGCCCUCACGGGCAUCCACCGCANGUGCAGCACGCGCAGCCACAAUUAAACGCGUCCUUCCAAACGCAACCGCUCGAUCUUGGUAUCGAGAGAUCCGGAUCACCGAAGAGAAAAGCACCAACUCCCUCGUUGACCGAGAAUUCUGGCCAACCGGUUUCUCUGGAGGUUUGCAAGAAACGCAGGACAGAGGAACCGCAGCCGUUAUCGCUUCAAUGCGUCGGCCCACCUGUACUCUCGAGAGCGAGUGAGCCGAGCCCGUUGAUCGCCUCGGCCGCCACUUCGAUCACGACCGUGGUUAAUACCACGGUGGCUCUGUUGGCCCAGUCCAAUACGCAAACGACGCAGGAACGCACCGUGACCGCAGUCAGUCCGACGCCUCGAACAGCGAGCGGAGACGGAUCCGUGAGACCAGCUAGUACGGGAAGCGUUAGCUCUUUGAAUCCAACCGUUAGCGCAGCUCCUAGCCCGGCACCUAUACCCAGUCCAGCGCCCUCUACGGCGCCAAGUCCGGCGCCCAGCGCUCCCGGCACUCCAGCCAAAGCUAACCCUAGCACGGUCGACAGCGAGAAAUCGAACAGUCCUGCUCCCAGACCACCGAGCAGCACCAGUUAUCCGGUUCACAAAUUAAAGAAGGCCUGGCUGCAAAGGCAUUCGGGCGAGGAUGGGACGGAAGACACGACUGGAGUUGUAGGUAGCGGAUCUUGCGUCACUUUACCUAUGAAUAUCUCCCAAGCACCGUCGCAGUCGUUGAACAACAAAGAACGCGACACCUCGAACGUUUCCGGCAAUACGACCACCACCUGUUUGCCCAGCGCCGUCAAUUCCAUUCACAAUAUCGGUAGCAUGGCGGUGAACAGCAUCAAUAAGAGCAAAGUUACCGCGAAAAGCAGCCGUAAAUCGGCGAACAAAGAAUCGUUGAACGGGCAUGCGACAGACACGAAAACGUUACAAGAAGAUUCUUCUAGCAGCGACCCGGAACGGAAGUCGCCGCCCAAAAGGAAGCCACCCAAGGUAAAACGAAAGAAGGGCGCAGCACGGAGGCAGCAAACGACCGCGGAAGAUCAGCGGAGGCGAAAGGAAGAUAAACAAGGCGGUGGAGCUGGUGUAGGCAGUGAAUCUAGUAACGAGAGCGAAGCUGGUUCUGCCAGUGAUACAAGUGAACAGUUGGGUUCCAUUCAACCUACAUCGAGGGUGCGACAUACCACGGCCAAUUCCAACAAUUCCUCGGGAAACGGAAAUAAUAAGGAACCCAGGAAACGAGGUAGAAGACCAAAGACUACGAAAGGUAAUGAACUAGGUGGAGAAGAUCAGCAACCUCGUCAAAAGAAAGAACGUAGAGACGAUAGUGCGAGCGGUGGUAACAGUGGGCCAGGUGGAAGUGGUGGUAGAGGUGAUCCCUUUCGUAGACCACCGAUAUCGCAAUUGAAAAAAACUGGUGAUAGUUGGCUGCAAGACGGCGCUUGUUUCGAAGUAGCUCCAAAGUUGGCUAAAUGUCGUGAGUGCAGAUGGACACCGCACCAGCGCUCCAAAAAUCUUCCUCAAAAUAUUUUCUGCAGAUUUUAUGCAUUCCGUAGAUUACGGUACACGAAAAACGGACAAUUGGCGAUAGCAGGAUUUAGCGAUCCUCACAAAGAUGCAUCUGAGGUAGAUCUUCGGUUAUGGUUACCAGGAAAAGAAAGUUCGGAUAGCAAGAAGGACGAAAAGCCUGACAAGAACGACAAAGAGAAGGGAGACAAAGAAGAUCUAGAUUUGGAAAUGGCUCACAGAUUACUUCGUCAAGUUGGAGAUCAAUUUUGUGAUCUUUUGCAUCAAGAAAAGGACGCUCUUCAACAACACAUGGCAGAAGCAAGUUCGGGACUUGUAGACGGAACAGUCGCUUGGAAGAGAGUGGUCCAAGGUGUCCGAGAGAUGUGCGACGUCUGUGAAACGACCUUGUUCAAUUACCAUUGGGCUUGCGGAAAAUGUGGCUUCGUCGUGUGCAUCGAUUGUUAUAAAGGACGCAAGAACGGGACGAUCAAGAUAUGGGGAGAAAGCGGAAAGGAUAGAGACGAUUUUUCAUGGCUUUUAUGUACAAAUAGACAAGUGCACGAACCCGAGCGACUCAUGCUCACACAAAUUAUUGCUGGUGACAGCCUGAUACGUCUUGGUCAACGAUUGCACGAAUGCCGUGCAGAAUGGGGAAUACCCCAACAUUGUGGUUGUUCACUGGUCGUUCAAACUCCUGCCAACGAGUAUUUGCGAAACAUGAUAAAAGGCGACUCGGUACCCGUUUUGAAUGGCAACGUUAAGCAGGAAAUUAAGGAAGAGAAAAAAGUAAACGAAUCGAAUGGAUCGUCGGAGAGUAAAACGAAUGGUGAAGAUAAAAAUUCUCCGUUAAACUGGCUGGCAGAUGUAGCUUUACAGAAUCAGGAUAAAAACGAAAGCACUUCUAGUUCAGAUUCCGACGAAGAUCGGGAUGGUAAUUAUUCGACCCUGAGAGAAUUGCUUAUCCGACCGUCCCAUAAAUCAAAUGGUAGUGGCUCUAGAUCAAAUUCACCCACGAACAAUUCAGGUAACGUUAACGUUACCUCCGGAAACAAUGCGCAGAACAACGUCGCAAAGUCUGGGAAAAAGUCGAAGAUGGACACGUUGGACGAAGUCAUAUCUAGCGUGAUAGAGCACAGUGUGAAAAAGGAGAGGGAAGAUGAGCUGGACGAUGAGAAGCCGAGAGAGCUUAAGCAUUUCGUCAGAAGAUACAAAUGGACGCAGAAGGGAAGGGAACCGUUGCCCAUCCGGAUCAUGACACUUACCGAAAGCAAGAGUCUUUACCCAGACGUACCACAUUCUUGGCUCUGUGAUGGAAAAUUGCUCAGGUUAAACGAUCCGAACAAUCCUAACAAUUACAGAAUAUUUCAAGAUCAAUGGAAACGUGGACAACCGGUUAUCGUGUCAGAUGUUGCAAAGUUAUUGGACAUGAGCCUCUGGCAUCCAGACUCAUUCGCCAGAGAUUUUGGCGACGAGAAGAACGAUUUGAUAAAUUGCAUGACUGGAAAUCUCGUACCAAAUCAACCGAUGCGUAAAUUCUGGGAAGGAUUUGAACAUUUCUCGAAAAGAUUGAAAGACGAGAGAGGAAAUCCGAUGUUGUUAAAAUUAAAGGAUUGGCCUCCCGGUGAAGAUUUUGCGGAAUUGUUACCAUCGAGAUUCGCGGAUUUGAUGAAAGUUUUGCCGUUGUCGGAGUAUACACAUCGAAACGGAAGACUGAACUUGGCCAGUCGUUUACCCGACUGUUUCGUAAGACCGGAUUUAGGGCCCAAAAUGUACAAUGCUUAUGGAUCGGCUCUUCAUCCAAACAAAGGCACCACUAAUCUCCAUUUAGAUAUUUCUGAUGCAGUUAAUGUUAUGGUUUAUGUGGGUAUCCCAAAAGACGCCGAUAACGACGAGCACGUCAAAGAAGCAUUACGAGCAAUAGACGAAGCCGGCUGUGACGUCUUGACACGCCGACGUGUUCGCGAACGGGGAGAAGCACCGGGUGCGUUGUGGCAUAUUUAUGCGGCUCGAGAUGCUGAUAAAAUCAGAGAUCUGUUGAACGCUGUUGCUUUGGAGCGUGGAGCUCGUUUGGAACCGCAUCACGAUCCAAUCCAUGAUCAAAGUUGUUAUCUCGAUGGACCUUUGCGAGAACGAUUGUAUCGCGAAUACGGCGUCGAAGGAUAUGCUAUUGUACAGUGCCUAGGCGAUGCAGUGUUCGUGCCAGCUGGUGCGCCACAUCAAGUCCGCAAUCUUCACAAUUGUAUAAAGGUGGCCGAGGAUUUCGUAUCUCCAGAAAACGUGUCGCAUUGCUUCCAUCUAACGCAAGAGUUCCGUGCAUUAUCCGACACGCACACGAAUCACGAAGACAAAUUGCAGAUUAAGAAUAUAAUAUACCAUGCCGUGAAAGAUUCAUUGGCCGUAUUGAGCAACGUGAAGGAAGAAACUCUCAACAAGUUAAAGUCGAAUAACGAGAUAAAAAAGGAGGAGACGUAGCCCUAGGCCCCCUGUCGCGGUCGCAAGAGCCGUUGAUCUUUCUUUGACUAAAAAAGUCUCGCUAUAUCAGUGAGUGCCCAAUCUGUUACCUGGUCGUGUAUCGCUUCCCCGAACGUAGAAUAGGUCGGGAUGGAUUCGAGACGACAGGAGGAUUUAAUCUUAAGAUUCGCUCCGGAACCUGUAUCGAGGUGCAAGAAUUUGUUGUGAUAUUUGACGAGUAACUCGAAACGUUUGAUUUUUGGUAUUGGCUGAGCCAAUGAGAUUAUCCGUUGUUUUCAUUUCAAUAUCCUUUUGCGUAUAGUUUUCUUUCUCUCGAGCAACGUGCUUGCGGACAUGAAGUCUGCGAGUUUUUCUUUUUUUCAUUUUGAAGUAUGGAGUUGUUGACGCUAACGCGCACUGCGUCCAUUAUCAUUGUGAUACCAGGAGGAGAACUUUGGAUCAUACAUUAUUUGUAAUUACUUAUAUCGUGCCUGUAUUCAAUAACAUACUGUCUAUAUUAUAUAAAUGUAGAUAAUGGAUUACUGUGUAAUGAAUUCUUACUAGCAACUAUGAAAGGAUCGUCUAGAGGUACCUUUGUGCAAUUAGAUGUCGAUUAUAAAUUGUUAGUUGGAUCAAUGAUACUUGUCGAUCCGCUCCGUUACGUGCUCUCGUGAUCUGGUGCUUUUUUGGUAUCGAUUUAAAUAAAAGCGAAACAAGCCGUUUGCUUAAAUGGCCGAUAUAUAUUUCUUGCUACGUUCUUGUGUUCAGCGCGGCAAUGAGCAUAAGAGGAAAACACUGCCUAUGCUGUUCACAUCGGUCCAGUUUAACGGAUAAAGUGACUGGAUAAUUUGCGCGUAAAGUACAUUAAUGCGAUAUACGUGAUAACCGCAGUUCGGCUUCCUCGAAUAUAUAAUAUCGUUUCUUCUUCGAUUUGUCUUUCUUCUUUGAAAAAUAUAUCGGCUAUAUCGAGCAAAGUUUGUUCGAAGGUUUGUAUGAUCAUCGUCGUUUAAAUUACGGCAUCAGAACAAAAAUAACAUAAUAGUUGUAAACAAAUCUCUCGAUAUUAUUAUCUUCAUGGGAUAAAAGAUCGAUAAGAAUAGAUUAUCAAAUCUAUUGAAUUUAAUGUUUUUUAUAGAUUGGAUUAACAGUUGUGUGGCCCAGUGAUAACCCAGUAAGAGUAAUGAGUAAGAGAAAAAACAAAGUAAAAGACAGGAAAAUGAAAAGAAUAGAGAAAAAAAAAAAAAAAAAAAAAAAAAAAAAAAAAAAAAAAAAAAAAAAAAGAAAAAAAAUAAGAAACUGUUAUUUUUGUCGAAUCACGCGAACCGUCUAUCCAAUAGAGCAGCAGCGAUAUUCUAAUUGUAUUUGUAAUUAAUAUCGAUAAUUAUGGUAACAUUAUUUAAUGCAAAGUAAAGCUGUAACGAUUUUUGAAGUGCCAAUGUUGAACGACGUGGACAUUUUCGCGUGUUUACACGUUUGUGUAUAGGUAGACAAGAAAAAAAAAAAUAAAAAAAAAAAAAAUAAAGAAAAGAGAUGGACGAAAGAACACAGAUUAGUCAUGCAGAAUUCAUAGAUGAGAGGCCGAGUUCCUAUCAUUUAACUUUCCUCAUAUAGAACAAACCGCUGCUUUUCACGGUAUGUUGCGCGAUGUCUGAAUUCUUGAAAGCCAUUACCGUCCUCGUCCAUUGUAUGUUUCACAAUGACGUUUCUCACAUAUUCACAACUGAAAAAUACCAUCAUAGUUGUAUGUUUAUGAGCCAGUCAUAAUUUCAAUGAUAAACGAAAAAAAAAAAAAAAAAAAAAAAACAGGAAGAGAAAGAAAAAGAAUAAAGUAGAAAAAAAGAGAAGAGGAAGGCAACAGCUUUCGAGGACAGACGCAUGCAAUUUAGCGUUUCUCGCGCCCUUGGUGCGCGCUUUAUCGAUUGUCUGAUAUUCACUACGGCUGGUAAUCUUGAGACCGAUAUGUAAGCAACAAA
Molecule: messenger RNA, 7459 nt
Organism: Apis dorsata (giant honeybee)
Lineage: Eukaryota; Metazoa; Arthropoda; Insecta; Hymenoptera; Apidae
Gene: Kdm3
Product: lysine-specific demethylase 3A
Exons: 12
Coding region: 276-5507 (1743 amino acids)
Biological process (GO): regulation of transcription by RNA polymerase II
Cellular component (GO): chromatin; histone deacetylase complex
Molecular function (GO): chromatin DNA binding; transcription coregulator activity; histone H3K9 demethylase activity
Source: RefSeq, a predicted model, not a curated record